Messenger RNA from Hevea brasiliensis (rubber tree), 1458 nucleotides. Its product is annotated as WAT1-related protein At4g08290. The coding region runs from base 98 to 1261 and encodes 387 amino acids. Gene Ontology annotation, molecular function: transmembrane transporter activity. NCBI's taxonomy places the organism in Eukaryota, Viridiplantae, Streptophyta, Magnoliopsida, Malpighiales, Euphorbiaceae. The transcript has 7 exons. The record is from RefSeq and is a predicted model, not a curated record. Gene Ontology annotation, cellular component: plasma membrane.
CUCAUUCAUCACUUGUAGUUUUCUUUUUUUCCCUUUUUCUUUCCUUAAUUCUCCUCAAGAGAAAGAGAAGAUUUAUUAUUAUUUUUAUUAUUAAGAGAUGGGAAAUCUAAGUGAAGUGUUGUACAAGAUAAAACCUUAUUUCCUUAUGGUGUUCUUGCAAUUUGGAUCGGCAGGCAAUUAUAUAAUCAGUAUGGUAACUCUCAACCAUGGCAUGAAUCGCUAUGUGCUCAUUGUCUAUCGCAACGCUAUCGCUGCUCUUGUUCUUGCUCCUUUCGCUUUGCUUCUUGAAAGGAAAAUAAGGCCAAAGAUGACUUUCCCAGUCUUCUUACAAAUAAUGGCAUUGGGAUGUUUAGAGCCAAUCCUGGACCAAGGCUUCAGUUACUUGGGGAUGCAAUACACAUCAGCAUCUUAUGCAUCUGCUAUCAUGAAUGCUGUUCCUUCAGUCACCUUUGUAAUUGCUGUGAUUUUUCGGUUAGAGCGCAUAAGGAUCAAGGAGAUACGCAGCCUAGCAAAGGUAAUUGGAACCCUGGUUACUUUCGGAGGAGCUCUGCUUAUGGCACUUUACAAGGGCCCUCUUAUUCAUCUAAUAUCCUCAAGCAAAUCAUCCCAUCAUGAAAAUUCUGCUCACAAUUCCGAUAAACAUUGGGUCGCUGGGACGCUAUUGAUACUUGUAGGCUGUGUCUCCUGGUCUGCCUUCUACAUUUUGCAGUCCGUAACCUUAAAGAAGUACCCGGCGGAGAUCUCUCUGUCGUCGUUGAUAUGCUUGGCCGGCACCGUUCAGAGCUUGGCCGUAGCACUGGUGGUUGCUCACCACCCCAGCGCAUGGGCUGUUGGCUGGGACACCAGGCUCCUGGCUCCUGUCUACACUGGGAUAAUUGCCUCUGGAAUCACAUACUACGUGCAAGGACUUGUAAUGAAGACUAGAGGUCCAGUAUUUGUUACAGCAUUUAACCCUCUGUGCAUGAUCAUUGUUGCGGCUCUUGGGUCUAUUAUUUUAGCUGAAAAGCUUUAUCUUGGAAGUAUCAUUGGAGGGAUAAUAAUAGCAAUCGGGCUAUACUCUGUUGUGUGGGGAAAAAGUAAAGACUAUUCAAGCCAAGUGCCAACAUCAAUGACUCAAAAGGAACUACCAAUUACAGCAAUUGAUGGGACUAAUAAAACGGUCAUCUCCAGGCCAAGUACCAAUUCAGAAUUGUCUAGUUAUAUGUGUGAUGGAAACCCAAAUUGCUCCAUUAUUGGCAGUAGCAGACAGUGUGCUCAUUAAUGGGUUUAAUUUAUAGUAUAUUUUAGUGUCUCAGCAGUCAGUGGGCACCAUAAUUUUGUGGUUAGCUACCACAAAAUUGAGUUUUGGUCAUAAAUAAUGGGCUAGAAAGCCAUUGUAGCUUUUGGAAAUUUCUCAGGUAUCCUUCCAUGUGUAUAUAUCUUUUCCAAUUCAAUCCAAUAUCUAUGUUUGCAAUUCAA